AUGGUUGUGUGCUUGUCAUCUUUGAGUACUGGCUCUGCCAUGCUCUUUCUACUACUGCUUCAAGGAACUUUGGCUUUAACUACAUAUUCAUCUAAAUCUGGAUCAGUUGCUGCCAGCCCUGCGUUUCUACAAUCUCAGCAGCCGGCUAGCCCACAGAUCUCUCCUGCAAGUCGGCCAUCCUCAGCACCUCCUACACUAUCCACUCUUGCAGAGGCUGAUGCUGUAACUGGACAAGUACAGGGUCAAAUGUGGUCAAUUACCUACAUUAUCCUUGGCCCCAUCCUUGCUGUGCUGAUCGUUGCUAUUGCGUUUUGCAUUUAUCGCUAUAGACCUCUUCACUGGCUACUUCCAUCGCCUCGUCCAACUGUCACCCAUGCUGAAGAUGUUGAAAUUGCUUAUAUUGUUGAGCCCCAAAAAUACCCUGCAAAACAAUCUGUUUUUCAAGAAUUGGAUCCCAUUGCCCAGCAUCAGCAUCAGCAUCGCCCGCACAGAUAUAUAUCAAAUAAUCGAUCGUCAUCUAGCAUAGCUCUGUCACCAUUGGAAAAUGACAGUUCUGUCAUCGCUCCACCAUCCGUUGCCACCGUUUCAUCAAAUCGAUGCCCAACUCAUCCGCUACCCCAUGCAGCUACAAGUGGCUUCGAGCAUUCCCGUGGAGUCUCAUAUACCAAUGGAUCAUUGUCCAGAGUUUCUCCCUCUAUUCCUCCAUUUUCAACACUAAACUACUGCUCUGCCACACCAGCUUCAGAUAUGGGCUCUAUUCGGAUACAUACUGUCAACAGUUUAAAUGGACAUAUUUCUGCACAUUCAGAGAAGCUUCCCCAGUACAGCGUUGCUACAAUUGUUGUGGGUCAUCCACCAGCAUACCGCUGA
This is a messenger RNA of Batrachochytrium dendrobatidis JAM81, 870 nucleotides long. RefSeq lists its product as uncharacterized. The transcript has a single exon. Lineage: Eukaryota; Fungi; Chytridiomycota; Chytridiomycetes; Rhizophydiales. The record is from RefSeq and is a predicted model, not a curated record. Bases 1 to 870 code for a protein of 289 amino acids.